AUGACCGGCAUCGUGCACCCCGAGGUGUCCAAGCCCACCCGCUCCAACGCCGACUUCUGGAAGGUCGCGAACUCCAAGCUGAUCCGAUAUGGCGGACAGUGGAGCGCGGUCCGUAUCGUACGCGCCCAGGGUACGGUGAUGUGGGACGAGAGCGGUAAGCGGGUGCUCGACUGGACCUCGGGCCAGAUGUCGUCGGUGCUUGGCCACGGUCACCCAGAAAUCGUACAAGUCGUCGACGAGUACAUGCGUAACCUGGACCACCUGUUCAGUGGCAUGAUCUCGGACCCGGUCGUCGAUCUCGCCGAGGCGCUCACAAACAUGCUUCCCCCCCAACUCAACAAGUGUAUGUUCCUCUCGACCGGCAGCGAGACAAACGAAUGUGCCCUCAAGAUGGCAAAGAUGUAUACGGGCGGCCACGAGAUCGUGUCCCUCAGCGCCUCGUACCACGGCAUGACACAUGGUUCCGGCGCAGCUACCUUUUCUGUCGGUCGUAAAGGCUACGGCCCACAGCUGCCUGGCAACCUCAUCUUGCCGGUGCCAUAUGCGUACCGCUCGCCAUUCCGGCACUCGGACGGGAGCUACGAUUGGCGCACCGAACUCGAUUACGGUUGGGACUUGAUUGACCGGCAGAGCACAGGCGCUCUCGCGGCCGUCAUAAUCGAGCCGAUCGUAUCGACCGGCGGAAUCCUCACUCUCCCGGAAGGAUAUCUCAAGGCUCUCAAGCAACACUGCGAGAAACGCGGCAUGCUCCUCAUCGUCGACGAGGCCCAGACAGGCAUGGGCCGUACUGGCGACAUGUUUGCAUUCGAGCACGAAGGCGUCGUCCCCGAUAUUCUCACUUUAUCCAAGACGCUCGGCGCCGGUCUGCCACUCGGCGCGACAAUUGUCACCGAGGACAUUGAGAGGGUAUGCUCCGAACGUGGAUUCUUCUACUACACGACCCACCUGAACGACCCUCUCGUCGCAGCGGUGGGAGCAAAGGUGUGCGAGAUUAUCACGCGUGAUCGGAUGGACAAGCAGGCUGCCGAGAAGGGCGAGCUGCUGAAACACGGUCUGCUCAGUCUCCAGAAAAAGUACCCGUGCAUCGGCGAUGUGCGUGGUCGCGGGUUGAUGAUGGGGAUCGAGAUCGUCGAGGCCGACAAGAAACCAGCCGACGAACUCGGCACACGCAUCAGCGAGCGAUGCAUGCAGCUCGGGCUGAGCUGCAACGUCGUCCAGCUCAAGGGCAUGGGCGGGACAUUCCGCAUUGCCCCACCUCUUACCAUCACGCCAGAGGAGAUUGCCGAGGGCAUUGCCAUCAUGGACCAGGCGUUUGCCGACGUCCUGGCUGAGCGGAACGGAGCGUGA
Cutaneotrichosporon cavernicola is the source of this 1347-nucleotide messenger RNA. RefSeq lists its product as uncharacterized. Gene Ontology annotation, molecular function: L-alanine:glyoxylate transaminase activity; pyridoxal phosphate binding. The record is from RefSeq and is a predicted model, not a curated record. The transcript has 4 exons. Gene Ontology annotation, biological process: glyoxylate catabolic process. Gene Ontology annotation, cellular component: mitochondrion. Lineage: Eukaryota; Fungi; Basidiomycota; Tremellomycetes; Trichosporonales; Trichosporonaceae. The coding region runs from base 1 to 1347 and encodes 448 amino acids.